CCUCGGCCCCUCGGCCCGCAUGGCAUGUUUCCGCCAAGGACUUCACUGUCAGGGCCAACACAACAUCAUGCGGAUUUAUUGUCUGUCGCUGCCGGGAGACUACACUCACAGUUAAAUACCUCAGUACAAGUCUCUCUCUCAUCUCUCCCUCUCCGAUUCACGUCGCUCCUUUUCUAGAUGGUUUCAGAUCCAACCUCGCUCGAGCGGAUGCACCAGCUAUAUCACCUCCCCGUCAUACCUCUGCCUGACGAACUCAGCGAUCCAGAUACUCUAUAUCACCCCAAUGCUCACUUCGAGCUGCAUACCUGCUCCCCUCCACGAAGCCCCCAUCACGACCAAUGCAUGUACACCGAAGACUCCCUCCGCCUCGAGAAAACCGCCGGCCUCUAUGCGGCCUCCAUGACCCACCGUAUAUCUCUCCCCACAUAUGCACACCCCUCAUCACCAAUAGUCUUGCGCGAAAAGCUCUGUGGCGGUUUCCGCGAGGGACGCGUUACUCACGUAUGGACUGCUACCAGGGCUGGAGAGACGGUUAUCGCGAAAAUAUUCGACCCUCUCUACUUCAUAGAUCCCUACGAAGGCACAGACCCAUUCCCAUUCGUCGAUCUCUCCGUAUCCCGCGAAGUCGAAGCAUACCACAGGCUCGAGCCUCUCCAGGGCACGCGCGUCCCGCGGUUUCUCGGGCUAUUCGUCUCACCCCUACCCACACAGGGCAAUCGCACGGUAUACGUCCUCUUACUCGAACACGUUGCAGGCCAGGACGUCCGCUACCUCGUCCCUCCUCCAACAUCAGAUUCCGAUCCAGACAAAGUCGAAAACCUCUGUUCGGCCCACCGUUCUGCGAUCGUGGAUUCAGCAGUGAACGUCUUUUUCGACAUACUCAUGUGUGGUGUGAAGCAGCGCGACAUGGCACCGAGGAACGUCAUCAUACGGCCUCCGAGACAUCGUGGAGACGCGUUUUGCGCCAAGGAAGACUGUCCCGUGCGGUUUUCAGUCGACGCCAGUAAUGUGGAGAGUGUGAUGAUUGAUUUUGAGGGAUCGGAACUUUGGGACCCAGAUCACGAGUUCUACGAUCAGCAGACCAGGGAGAGAGAGAUGCAUUCGCUGAGGGAAGAUUUCUUGGAGGAUUGGUGGUAUGGAAAGUACGGCAUAUGAGUUAUCACAUUGCACCUAUCCAAUCUUUGUUUUUUAGGACUAUUUUUUCAACCUUAAAAACAUACCCGCCCUAGUAGUGACGAUUAUCCAGAGGCAGGAAGACAAUAGUCUCCAGGCCGACGGGUCUAUGCGCUGUGGGCUUUGAC
Molecule: messenger RNA, 1301 nt
Organism: Guyanagaster necrorhizus
Lineage: Eukaryota; Fungi; Basidiomycota; Agaricomycetes; Agaricales; Physalacriaceae
Exons: 1
Coding region: 178-1155 (325 amino acids)
Source: RefSeq, a predicted model, not a curated record